GACAACCAACGAAUGAUUUCCAGGCUCGUGGAAGAGUUGCGUCUCCCCCAAGCCAGACUUACCUAGGAGCUCACCCUUGCAACCCGCAACCGGCUUUCGACGAAUACUUCUUCUUCUUUCUUGCUGACGCAACACCCAACCAAUACCUACAAGACGACACGCAACAUGUUGUAGCGAGCAAAAAGAGACCGAAAUUCAUCUCCGGACAUGAACAUUACUCCCGAACGACCGCACGAAGAAUCGACACAUGGUGGUGGCGGUGAUGAUGGAGGAUGCCUGAGCUACUAUGGUCAUGACGACGACCACGCUGGCGGAGGGGGAACACUGAGCUACAACCUCCACGACGAUGACGACCACGAAGGCGGCGCACUCCAGCUACUAUCGCCCGCACCGAUCACUCUCGAGGACCACACGGUGACUCCAGGCGAGAACACGGCCGGCCUCUGGGCCCGGCGCGCCCAGGUCGUCGACUACGCCAUCGUGUCCGGGAGCAGGACCCGAGCGGGUGCGUAUGUGGCGUGGAACUGUCUGAUCGAGACGUUCGAGGGCGCUCAGUUCACCGUUCGCAAACGAUACUCCGAGUUCUUUCUGCUCCAUGAACAGUUGAAGUCGACGUUUCCUCGGUCCGUCAAGUACUUGCCGGAGCUGCCUCCGAAGAGUGUGAUAUCCAAAUUCCGCCCAAAGUUCCUCGAGUCGCGCCGACAAGGCCUAUCGUACUUCCUAUCCUGUAUUUUGCUCAAUCCUCAGUUCGCCGGCUCGCCGCUGGUCAAGGACUUUUUGUUGCAUUCUUGAUACCUACCGCUUUCACUCCUUACUCGACGUGACGAUGGGGAUGGGGUGUUCAAGUCCCACACCUUUGUCGCGCAGUGUCAUGUAACUUAAUGUCUAGUCGUUCGAUGCAUUCUGGCGUUCGUUUAUUUGUGGUUUUUGCAGUCGAGAUUCUCAGUCGGUUCGGUCAAUGUGUUUAUUUUCUUUAUUUUCUCUCUUUCGCAUCGUGCCGAUAUUCCAUAGAUGGUCGUCUCCUCUCUCGGACGGAACCACUCAGUGCGCGCGGACGGGGCCCCCAGCACCUGCAUAAUGAAAUAGAAUACUUGCCAGACGCUUGGAUUCGAUCGAGCGAGUCGGAGUCGUUGCGUGAAGCUUAGAUUGCCCUCCCCUUUGUUCCCGUUCCUCAAGCGCAUAGGCAGGCGG
This is a messenger RNA of Tricharina praecox, 1191 nucleotides long. RefSeq names its product Phox homologous domain-containing protein. Gene Ontology annotation, molecular function: phosphatidylinositol-3-phosphate binding. Gene Ontology annotation, cellular component: endosome. The record is from RefSeq and is a predicted model, not a curated record. The transcript is spliced from 5 exons. Lineage: Eukaryota; Fungi; Ascomycota; Pezizomycetes; Pezizales; Pyronemataceae. Bases 208 to 792 code for a protein of 194 amino acids.